Messenger RNA from Choloepus didactylus (southern two-toed sloth), 6249 nucleotides. It is a transcript of the gene PLIN4, whose product is annotated as perilipin 4. Lineage: Eukaryota; Metazoa; Chordata; Mammalia; Pilosa; Megalonychidae. Gene Ontology annotation, cellular component: plasma membrane. The record is from RefSeq and is a predicted model, not a curated record.
GGAGCCGCCAGCAGAGCCAGCCGCCAGCUGAGCCGCCCGUCGCUCCGAGGACCCUCAGGCAGCCCAGCAGCUUCCGCCAUGUCUGCUCGAGAUAAAGGGAGCCAGGAUCCCCCCAAAGCCAAGGGCAAGACCCUGAGCAGCUUCCUGGGGUCCCUGCCCGGCUUCAGCUCGGCCCGGAACCUGGUGGCCAAUGCGAGGGAGACCCGGCCGGCCGCGGACCCUGUGGGAUCUCCUGCCCCAGAGGCUGCCCAGGCCCAGGCUCAGGCGGCCUCCAACCCAGAGCAGCUGGCCACGGGGACAGAGAAGCUGCUGCGGCCUUCGGAUAAGGGGAUGUCUGGAGCAAAGGAACGGCUGAGCUCUGAGAUGACAAGCACCAGGGAUGCAGUCCCCUCUGGAGUGGCCACCGUGCUGGACGGGGCGAAAGGGCUGGUCCAUGGAGGCCUGGAGGCGACCCGGGUGGCACUCGCCGGGACCAAGGAGGCCGUGUCCAGUGGGCUCACCGGGGCGAUGGGCAUGGCCAAGGGGGUGGUCCAGGGGGGUCUGGACACCUCAAAAUCUGCCCUCAAAGGCACCAAGGAUGCGGUGACCACUGGAGCCAUGGGUGCAGCGAACGUGGCCAAAGGGGCCAUCCAGACUGGCCUGGACACGACGAAGACGGUCCUCACAGGAACUAAAGAUGCAGUGACCACUGGAGCCAUGGGUGCAGCGAAUGUGGCCAAAGGGGCUGUCCAGACCGGCCUGGACACGACGAAGACGGUCCUCACGGGAACUAAAGAUGCAGUGACCACUGGAGUCAUGGGUGCAGCAAACAUGGCGAAAGGGGCCGUCCACACUGGCCUGGACACAACGAAGACGGUCCUCACGGGAACUAAAGACACAGUGACCACUGGAGCCAUGGGUGCAGUGAACGUGGCCAAAGGAGCUGUCCAGACCGGCCUGGACACGACAAAGACAGUCCUCACGGGAACUAAAGAUGCAGUGACCACUGGAGCCAUGGGUGCAGCGAACGUGGCCAAAGGGGCUGUCCAGACCGGCCUGGACACGACGAAGACGGUCCUCAUGGGAACUAAAGAUGCAGUGACCACUGGGGUCACUGGUGCAGCGAACGUGGCCAAAGGGGCCGUCCAGACCGGCCUGGACACGACGAAGACGGUCCUCACGGGAACUAAAGACACAGUGACCACUGGAGCCAUGGGUGCAGCAAACAUGGCGAAAGGGGCCGUCCACACUGGCCUGGACACAACGAAGACAGUCCUCACGGGAACUAAAGACACAGUGACCACUGGGGUCACUGGUGCAGUGAACGUGGCCAAAGGAGCCGUCCAGACCGGCCUGGACACGACGAAGACGGUCCUCACGGGAACUAAAGACACAGUGACCACUGGAGCCAUGGGUGCAGCGAACAUGGCCAAAGGGGCCGUCCAGACUGGCCUGGAUACAACAAAGACGGUCCUCACGGGAACUAAAGACGCAGUGACCACUGGAGCGAUUGGUGCAGCAAACGUGGCCAAAGGGGCUGUCCAGACCGGCCUGGACACGACGAAGAUGGUCCUCAAGGGAACUAAAGACACAGUGACCACUGGAGCCCUGGGUGCAGCGAACGUGGCCAAAGGGGCCGUCCAGACCGGUCUGGACACGACGAAGACGGUCCUCAUGGGAACUAAAGAUGCAGUGACCACUGGGGUCACUGGUGCAGUGAACGUGGCCAAAGGGGCUGUCCAGACUGGCCUGGACACAACAAAGACGGUCCUCACAGGAACUAAAGAUGCAGUGACCACUGGAGCCAUGGGUGCAGCGAACAUGGCCAAAGGGGCCGUCCAGACCGGCCUGGACACGACGAAGAUGGUCCUCAUGGGAACUAAAGAUGCAGUGACCACUGGGGUCACUGGUGCAGCGAACGUGGCCAAAGGGGCCGUCCAGACCGGCCUGGACACGACGAAGACGGUCCUCACGGGAACUAAAGACACAGUGACCACUGGAGCCAUGGGUGCAGCGAACGUGGCCAAAGGGGCCGUCCAGACCGGCCUGGACACGACGAAGACGGUCCUCACGGGAACUAAAGACACAGUGACCACUGGAGCCAUGGGUGCAGCGAACAUGGCCAAAGGGGCUGUCCAGACCGGCGUGGACACGACGAAGACGGUCCUCAUGGGAACUAAAGACGCAGUGACCACUGGAGCCAUGGGUGCAGCAAACAUGGCGAAAGGGGCCGUCCACACUGGCCUGGACACAACGAAGACGGUCCUCACGGGAACUAAAGACACAGUGACCACUGGGGUCACUGGUGCAGUGAACGUGGCCAAAGGAGCCGUCCAGACCGGCCUGGACACGACGAAGACGGUCCUCACGGGAACUAAAGACACAGUGACCACUGGAGCCAUGGGUGCAGCGAACGUGGCCAAAGGGGCCGUCCAGACUGGCCUGGACACAACAAAGACAGUCCUCACAGGAACUAAAGAUGCAGUAACCACUGGAGCCAUGGGUGCAGCAAACAUGGCCAAAGGGGCUGUGCAGACCGGCCUGGACACGACAAAGAUGGUCCUCACGGGAACUAAAGGUGCAGUGAUCACUGGAGCCAUGGGUGCAGCAAACAUGGCCAAAGGGGCCGCCCAGACAGGCCUGGACACGACGAAAACUGUCCUCACAGGAACUAAAGAUGCAGUGACUACUGGAGCCAUGGGUGCAGCGAACGUGGCCAAAGGGGCUGUCCAGACCGGCCUGGAGACGACAAAGACGGUCCUCACGGGAACUAAAGAUGUAGUGUCCACUGGGGUCACUGGUGCAGCGAACGUGGCCAAAGGAGCUGCCAAGACUGGCCUGGACACGACAAAGAUGGUCCUUGCGGGCACAAAAGACGCAGUGACCACUGGAGCGAUGGGUGCAGUGAACACGGCAAAAGGUGCCGUCCAGACCGGCCUAGACACGACAAAGACGGUCCUCACGGGAACUAAAGACGCAGUGUCCACUGGGGUCACCGAUGCAGCGAACAUGGCCAAAGGAGCAGUCCAGACUGGCCUGGACACAACGAAGACUGUCCUCAUGGGAACGAAAGACACAGUGACCACUGGGGUCACUGGUGCAGUGAACGUGGCCAAAGGGGCUGCCAAGACCGGCCUGGACACGACGAAGAUGGUCCUCACGGGAAUGAAAGAUGCAGUGUCCACAGGAGCCCUGGGUGCAGGAAACAUGGCAAAAGGGGCCAUCCAGACCGGCCUGGACAUGACGAAGACGGUCCUCACAGGCUCCAAGGAGGCAGUGUCCACAGGGGCCGCUGGGGCAGGCCACCUUGCUGCUAGCACUGCCCACACCUUGCAGAAUCUGAUCCCCAAUUCCCAGGGCUCUGCCUGGGACAAAGGUGACGACCCAGCCGUCUCCCUGAGCUCCAGCCAAGCUCUGUCCUGGGGGGUCUCCAGCACCCCAGACCCCCUUCUCGCGGGCUCGGAGGCCGCCCUGGAGGCCCUGUCCAGCACCAUAGGCCUUGUCACUGACAGGGCAGCGUUUCCCCAAGGGGCUGCCCCAGGCCAGGAUCCCGGAGCCACCGCCUUUGGCCUCACUGUCCCACCGAGCGAGCUGGAGGAGCUGGGCGAGAUCUUCCAACCCUUGAGUGCCAAGGAGCAAGCUCAGCUGGCCGCCUCUGAGCCCGGACCCAAGGUGCUCUCUGCCGACGGGGGCAGCUACUUCGUGCGUUUGGGGGACCUGGCCCCCUGCUUCCGCCAGCGGGCUUUUGAGCACGCCCUGAGUCACCUACAGGACAGCCAGUUCCAGGCUAGGGACGUGCUGGCCCAGCUCCAGGACACCUUCAAGCUGAUCGAAAAGGCCCAGAAGGUUCCAGAAGGGCAGAUGUGGCCAAGCCAGGGUCCCGAGGCCAGAGAGGAGGACGCUGCUGGCCGAGAGGUGGGGGACCCCAGCUCUCUGGCCAGGCUCUGUGAUCUCAUCCGGCGGCUCCAUGUGGCCUGCAGUGGCCUGGCCGCCGGGCUUCAGGGCCUUCCCCCCGAGCUCCAGCAGCAGGUGGCGGGGGCCCGACAUGGCGUCUGUGAGCUGUACAGCGUCGCCUCCUCGGCCCAGACCCUCGGGGAGCUGCCCGCCGAGAGCCUGGCCCGGAGCUGUGAGGGCGUGAGCCAGGCGUGGCAGGGGCUGGAGCGGCAGCUGGAGACGGUGCAGCACAGCCGCCCGCUCAGCUGGCUGGUGGGGCCCUUUGCCCUGCACCCACCCGGGCAGCUGCUGUAGGGCCUGUGCCCAGUGGUCUCCGCCGAGCCCCGCAGGCCCCAGACCCGGCUCCGAUUCCCCUGAGCCACAGCUAGCCAAGUGAGGACACGGGCACCGAGGGGGGGGCUCUCCUGCGUGCGGCCCGCUCAGCUCCUGCUCUGGGCCUGCCUGCGUCUUCUGCCCUCUCUCCCUCCAGCCCUGCAGGCUGGUCUCACAUUCUAGGGGUUGGGGGCUUGAAGCGGGGGUCUCAGGCAGUGACCAUCGGCCUUCUUCCCUUGGAGACCUUCGGGCAGCCCUCCAAUUCGGGAAGGGGAGGCAGCAAGGGGCAUUGCCCAGCAGGGUCUCCAUUCUGCCCCCACACCCUUUAACAUUAGGGCUCUUCCUGCCCCCCAGCCUGGGCACACUCCGGCCACGCUCUGGUAACACAUACCCCCAGCCCUCGGUCAACGCUUUGCGAGUCUUGAGCACCAUGUUCCCGUGUGCCAGGGAGUAGAAUAUCGGCCCCAGCCCGAGGCGGGCUCUCGCUGCUGCCUCUGACCCAGAGAGAAGUGGAUGCAGGAGGACAAGGAUGCCAUGACCGCAGUGGCUGUCACGUCGGGCUCUGCGCUAGCCUAAGGGCAAAGCAGGCCCCUUCCUCUCCCACCCACUCGACCACCCAGGCCCACCCCAGCCCACCCUGCCCCAUCAACUGACACACGAGACCUGAUGCCCGGCGGUCCCCUUGGCAGCUGGGGCCCCGAAGAUGCUGACAGUGAAAAAGAGUGUCCCCAUUGGGGACGGAUCACUUGGAGAAGCUGGGGACAGGCGUGCCGGGCACACCUGGCAAUCUUGGCCAGAGGGUUAGAGCCCAAGACGGGGGCUGUGGUGGCGGCUGACGGGGUGGGGGGCAGAGAGGCCGAGGCUGGCAGCCAGCUGGGACCCCACCGGCCUCACAAGCCCGCUUCUCCCUGCUUCCCUGUGCCCCCCGAGACACGCGUCCGAGCUGUUAGCAUGUGAGGAGCCCCCUCCCUGGCCCUCCCGCCUGGCUCCCCGGAGGAGCUGCUGUGCCAAACACCUGGGCCUGCCUCGAGAGGAUCCACAUCACCUCCGACCCCCCCCGCACCUUGUCCCGUCCCGAGGAGGGUCUGCAGCUUCCCCACACGGCGCCCUCUCCCCUGGUGGGGAGAUGCAGGAGGGACGGGCCAGCUCUCCCCACAGGGGCUGCUAUGGCUACCACGAGCGCAUCAGCUUCGGCCCACACUGGGGGAGCUGGUACAACACGCGGCCAGCCCCCCGGCGGGGAGAAGUCAGGCCCCUUCCUGCGCCCUCCAUUGUCUCCCUCUGAGGCCAUGAGCCUGGAAACAUGGCCAUUUGUGGGAGCCGAGCCCAGAGCCUCGGCCUCAGGGCUGCUUGACGUGAGUGAGGGUCUCGGGAGACCCCUGCCCGCCGUGGCCUCCUCCCCAGCUGAGACGGCAGGAGCCUGUCCACGGUGGGCGGGGGACGGUCACAGCCAAUCGAGCGGCGACGAGGCCAGCAGCUCCAUCCGGGGGACGCCCCGCUCCACUGAUGAGGACACGGAGGCCCGGAGACCAGGCCGCCUGGCUGGGAUGUGCUCACGCUUCUGAACACGGAGGCGACAGACAACGGCACCCUCUCCCCGGCCUGGAUGCCCCGAGCUGGCGGCAGGGUCCCUGGGACUGGCCCCGGGGGCCCCAGAGCCACCCGUGGCCCGGGUGGGAAGUGGAAACGGCCACGUCAGUGACGGAGCACCCCUGGCUGGGCUGGCGUGGGUCGGACCACCACAAGGUUUAGGGGCUUUUCUUUCUCCUUUCCCACCGGGAAGGCCGUGCCCCCAGCCCUGGUCUCCUUCCCCACAGCCCAGCAGGGUGGGGCUGCGCCGGGAGACGACAGAGCAGAACCCUGGCCACUGCUAACAGACACCCCCGGGCUUGUCCCCUCGUCCCCAAACGGGCCCCUGGGAAGCCACAACUGUCCCCCACUCCGGACCCCAAAGGCACCGUCACACUAGAACAGCCAAGCCAAUAAAAGCAAUUUUUUUUCAUU